Eublepharis macularius is the source of this 1512-nucleotide messenger RNA. Its product is annotated as cytochrome P450 2J2-like. Gene Ontology annotation, biological process: arachidonate metabolic process; xenobiotic metabolic process. The transcript is spliced from 10 exons. Gene Ontology annotation, cellular component: cytoplasm; intracellular membrane-bounded organelle. Gene Ontology annotation, molecular function: oxidoreductase activity, acting on paired donors, with incorporation or reduction of molecular oxygen, reduced flavin or flavoprotein as one donor, and incorporation of one atom of oxygen; heme binding; iron ion binding. Lineage: Eukaryota; Metazoa; Chordata; Lepidosauria; Squamata; Eublepharidae. The record is from RefSeq and is a predicted model, not a curated record. The coding region runs from base 1 to 1512 and encodes 503 amino acids.
AUGCUGGGUGAACAGGCAUUCCUUCUUUCUCUGCUGGCAUGUCUCCUGAUUCUUUACCUUCUGAAACGGUUCUUGUCUUGCAGAAGUGGGAAAACAGCCAUGGAACAAAAUUUGCCUCCAGGGCCUCCUCGGCUUCCACUCAUUGGAAGCAUUUGGGCAUUUGGCUUAUAUCUAUAUUGGAAAAAAGAAAGAUUCAAACAGCUGAGAAAGUUCUAUGGAAACAUUUACAGUCUGUGGCUGGAAUCUAAACUGGUGGUUGUGCUGUCUGAAUUCGAAGCGGUGAAGGAAGCGCUGAUAAACCACUCCGAAGACUUUGCUGGCCGACCCAUGACCCCUUUUAUUUUAACUGCAGUAAAAGAAAUGGGUAUUGCAUUUACAAGUGGCCACACCUGGAAGGAACAGAGGAAGUUUGGCAUAGUUACCAUGCGGAAGCUGGGACUGGGGAAGAAAGGCAUGGAGCACCAAAUAGAAGAGGAGGCCCAUCAGCUAGCUGAGACUUUUGCCCGGACAAAAGGGCAGCCAUUUGACCCUUCAUUGCCCAUCACUAAUUGCAUCUGCAAUGUGAUUUGUGCUGUGGCUUUUGGACACAGAUUCUCCGUUGAAGAUGAAGAAUUCCUCAAGUUGAUGAACGCCAUUGAUUAUGUUACCAAAUUUGUAGGCACUACCAGUCAUGGGCUGUAUGAAAUAUUCCCAUGGAUCAUGAAACAUCUCCCAGGGCCUCACCAGAAGGCACUUGCACAUGUAAAAGCUGCACAAACAUUUGCAAAGAAGGAAAUAGAAAAACAUAAGGAACAUGAUGUUGUGCAUGAUCCACAAGAUUUCAUCGAUUUCUAUCUCUUGCAUAUGAAGAAAACCAAGAAUGACCCCAACUUUACAUACAAUGAGGAGAACCUGGUUGAGAUUAUCUUUGAACUUUUUGUGGCAGGGACAGAAACAACAUCCUUGACUUUGCAGUGGGCAUUGCUCCUCAUGGCAAAUCGCCCAAACAUCCAACAGAAAGUCCACAAGGAGAUAGAAGAUGUUUUGGGUUCCUCUACGUCAUUCAGCUAUCAAGAUCGAAAGCGAUUGCCUUACACCAAUGCUGUGAUUCAUGAGAUCCAGCGGUUCCAAUAUAUUUUAAUUGCUGGGAUCCCCAGACAAUGUGUAAAGGAUGUGAACAUCUUUGGUUUUCUUAUUCCCAAGGGGACUUAUAUUAUUCCAGACCUCCGCUCUGUUCUUCUUGAUCCCACGUGCUGGGAGAAGCCUCAGGAGUUCAACCCAAAUCAUUUUUUGGAUAAGGAUGGAAGUUUUUUGGAAAGAGAAGCAUUUCUUCCAUUUGGUGCAGGAGCCCGUGUGUGCCUGGGAGAACAGCUGGCGAAGAUUGAGCUCUUUAUCAUCUUCACCAGUCUGCUGAGGUCAUUCACUUUUCAGUUACCAGAAGGCAUGAAAGAACUCAACGAAGAACCUAUAGUAGGGGCAACAGUGGCUCCCCCAUGUUUUAAGAUCCGUGCUGUUCCCCGAUGUACAAAUUAG